Molecule: messenger RNA, 232 nt
Organism: Racocetra persica
Lineage: Eukaryota; Fungi; Glomeromycota; Glomeromycetes; Diversisporales; Gigasporaceae
Source: the annotation of a GenBank genome assembly
AAGAGUCUGAUGAUAAUGCAGUGAAAGAAUCUAUUAGUGAGCUUUUUUUAAGGGUCUUUGUUAAUAAUUCAUUGUCCUGUGCGUCAAAAAUUAAAAAGCCAUACUACUCUGCUGGGAUUUACUUGAAUGUUUGCGUUGAAUGUAGAAGUCUAGAUAUUUCUAAAGUGGCAAAAGGUGAAUAUCCAUAUUGUAGUGACUGUGGUGGUAGUUCUGGUGGUUCUAAUUCAAAAAA